This is a messenger RNA of Paecilomyces variotii, 2370 nucleotides long. Its product is annotated as lectin C-type domain protein. The transcript has 2 exons. Lineage: Eukaryota; Fungi; Ascomycota; Eurotiomycetes; Eurotiales; Thermoascaceae. Bases 184 to 2136 code for a protein of 650 amino acids. The record is from RefSeq and is a predicted model, not a curated record.
GACUGGAGCUAAACGGCUAAACUGCGCUGAUCACGCAGGGAACGUCCCUCUCUCGCCUUAUCGUGCUUUGUGAUAUCUAUAGACUCGAUUCGUCUAUGUGCUCUCUGUGAGAGCUGCACGUCCGUUUCGAGCAAGGAUGCGAUCGCCUUUAAGUGGUGGUCGAGCUGGUCUUGUGUAGCCGCCAUGCCUGACGAUAAUUUUGACCCGGAUAGUCCGCUGCUGGGCUCGACGGAGAGGAUUGUUCAACUGAGCGAACGAGAUGUAGCUGCACAGAUCCCGAUCAACUUCGUCACGCACCCCACCGUAUCCCUCGCGGCGGCGUGCUUCGGAAAUGGAGUAUACGAGGACCAGGCGGCCAAGGACUGCAUUUCCAAUCUCUUAGCCGUGGGAUAUCGUCGCCUCAUCGUUGAUCUCUACUGGUCCACGGAUCGCAGCCAAUGGACAUUCUGUCCGGUUGCUAUUCCGCUCAACGUCGCGGGUGCUACCAUGGUGUCUGCAUCAACGAUGGCUUCUGCGCCUGCAGCUACUCUGACGUCGGGUAAUAUGGAUGGCAGUACGACUACCGCUUCAUCGACAGCAUCUACCACCUCAGCAGCUAUACUUGAAGAUGUUUCCGAAACAUCCGCAUCUCAGGAGCGUCGUCGCGACCCAAGUGUGUCCACGACAGAUGCCUACACCGCGCAGACCACCGUCUCGAGUACGACUGACUCCUCGGGGUCACGGCUUUACAAACUGGGACCGUAUUCAUGUACACAGACCCUGGGGUUACAGACCAUGGUAGAUCUAUUUUACGAGUACUUCCGGGAUACGGAGAACACGCUUGACGCGUAUCCUCUUUAUGUCAUAUUCAACAUCCAUGCUCCCUCCGUUGCUGAUGCGCCUGAGAGUCCUGCGCCUUCGAUAUCGGGUUCAAAACUUCCCGCUAGUUCGCAGCUGAUCGGUUCAAUCAUGGAUGAUACUCUAGGGACAUAUGUGUAUAGCCCACCCGAACUGUACCACGACAGGGCCGAUCUGAAUCGCACUUGGUUUUCCGUCGUCAUCGACGACCAGCCUAUCACAGAGUAUUUCACUUUGAGAAAGAAUCGGGGUGGUUUCUAUAGCAGCCCGGAUGGCUGGCCCUGUGAGAACUACUUGCAGGGCGUGAAGGCCAAACGACUGCUGCUUGGAUGGGGAUCGGUUGAUCCUCAGAUGCAAGGGUAUAAUUUCACUGGCGAUGCCAGCCGUAUUUUCCCUCAAAAUUAUCUCACAUCCGGCAUCCAGACCACUUCUACUGGAGACAGGCUGCAGUCGGGAUGUCUCUAUAACCCCAAUACGAUCAGUGUGGCUCAGGUUAACUCUUCUUGGGCUGGCUCUAACCAGCUUACAGUUCCCAGUCUGGGAAACGAGCAGUUUUCUUUGGGAAAUCUUACCCUCCUCGUGCAAAACUUGACCGCCUGUGGAAUAUCCCCCACACUGAACACUACUCUAUUCGAUAAAACGGCCAAUACUCAAGUUGAUACAUACAGAAACGUGUCUCUCUCAACCACGUGGUCAUGGGCCGUUGGCGAACCACGCAAUGCCUCCUCUUCUGGCGGCGACGACGACGAUAACAGCGGCACCUACGAUCGAUGUGCAAUCAUGGACGUCACUCUUGCUGGCCAUUGGCGUGCCGCUGAUUGCGCUGCCGAGCGCUAUGUUGCGUGUCGUGUUGGGAAUGCCCCUUACAACUGGACAUUAACGGACAACAAGGUCCCAUAUACCAGCGCUACUGACGCCUGUUCUGACCAAGACGCCAGUUUCUCCGUUCCUCGAACUGGCCUGGAGAACACAUACCUAUAUUACUACCUGAUAACUCAGCGCAAAGACGCCAUCAACCCUUCAUCAGAUGAUGCCGAUAAACGAGAAGUAUGGCUGAACUUCAACUCCCUGGACGUCAAUUCCUGCUGGGUAACCGGCGGACCGAACGUCAGCUGUCCGUAUACCGUCAAUUCAAACGAGCUUGAAAGACGCACCGUUCUCGUUCCCACUAUCGCGGGUGUUGUCGUCCUGGUCAUUACUGCAUUGACUUUAUUCGUCAAGUGUAAUGCGAACAGGAGGAACUCGCGAAGAAAGAAGAGAGUGAUUGAGGGUUGGGAAUACGAAGGUGUUCCCUCGUGAUCUCAUAUCUUCUAUACAUACAGGUAAGGGAAAAAAAGAAGAAGAAAGAAAAAGAUGUAUUUUUUUUAAAAUGGAUGGGGCUAUCUGAUUGGUUCCGGGCGGUUGAUCGGUCAUUUGCAUAGGAUGGGAUGGGAUGGGGUUGGAUUGCAUGAUACCAUUUUCAUAUAUAUAUGAUCUGUAUAUAGAGUAUACGUGGGGCGGGGUGUUUUAGGCUGACUUUCUCUUUAUUUCCGC